AAAUUUCCUCUUCACUUGUUAGUAGUGUUUCUCGAUUUGUUUCUUUCCUGGCCCCUGGUUUUCCUUGGUGAUUCUUCUGGAUUUUUAGAAAAAGUAGAUCGAGUUCAGCUCAGCUUUGGGUUAGAAAAGGGGAUGGGAGUGUUUUCAGAAUCGGAUUCGAGGAGGAGGAGGAGGAUUGUAGGGAUUGUUUGAAGCUUGUUAGGGUUUGAGGCGUUGGAUUUUGUUGAAAUUAUGUCGCAAACCAACUGGGAAGCUGAUAAAAUGUUGGAUGUUUACAUAUAUGAUUAUUUCAUUAAAAGGAAUUUACAGGCCACUGCAAAGGCAUUUCAGGCAGAAGGGAAAGUUUCUUCGGAUCCUGUUGCAAUUGAUGCGCCGGGUGGCUUUCUGUUUGAAUGGUGGUCUGUUUUCUGGGAUAUCUUCAUUGCAAGGACUAAUGAGAAACACUCUGAUGUUGCAGCAACAUAUAUAGAGUAUAUCAAGAAGACUCAACUUGUUAAAGCUCGGGAGCAGCAGCAGCAUCAGCAGCAACAACAACAGCAACAACAACAGCAACAACAGCCACAGCAGCAGCAGCAACAGCACCAGCACCAGCAACAACAGCAACAACAGCAACAACAACAACAAAUUCAAAUGCAACAACUACUGAUGCAGAGGCAUGCACACCCACAGCAGCAACAACACCAGCAGUUGCGAAGAGAUGGAGCCCAUCUGCUGAAUGGUUCAGCAAAUGGGCUUGCAGGUGGUGAUCCUUUGAUGCGGCAGAGUUCUGGAACUGCAAAUGUUUUGGCAACAAAGAUGUACGAGGAACAGCUAAAAUUGCCUCUACAGAGGGGUUCUUUGGAUGAGGCAUCUAUGAAGCAAAGAUUAGCUGAGAAUGCAGGCCAACUCUUAGAUCCAAACCAUGCUUCUAUGGCUAAGCCAGCUGCAGGAUCUGGACAAUCAUCAGGGCAUCUUUUACCGGGCUCUACUGUUGGUACUCCUGGAACUUUGCAGCAAGUCCAGGCAAGAAACCAGCAGCUUCCUGGAUCAACACCUGACAUUAAGACUGAGAUGAAUCCUGUUUUGAACUCCAGAGCUGCUUCUCUUGAUGGUUCAUUGAUGGGAUCAAAUCAAGCUGGGAGCAACUUGACUUUGAAAGGAUGGCCACUCACAGGCCUAGAUCAGCUUCGCACAGGGGUUCUACAACAAAAGCCAUUCAUACAAUCUCCGCAACAAUUUCAUCAACUUCAGUUUCUCACUUCGCAGCAGCAGCAGCAGCUUCUUCUUCAGGCACAACAAAAUUUGACAUCCUCACCUGCUGGAGACAUUGACAGCAGAAAGUUGAGGAUGUUUUUAAAUAAUAGGAAUUUAGUUCUUGGAAAAGAUGGUCAGGCAAAUCUUGUUGGUGAUAUCAUUCAAAAUGUUGGUUCCCCUAUGCAAACCGCAGGUCCUGUUCUCAAUCGGACAGAUACUGAUUUGUUGAUCAAGAAAAUCGCUCAGCUUCAGCAACAACAGCAAAACAGCAGUCAGCAGGGACAACUUCAACAUCAUCCAAUUUCAAGUCAGCAGUCACAGAGUUCAAAUCCUCAUCUUCAUCAGCAAGAGAAGAUGGGGACGGGCAGUGUGACUGUUGAUGGAGGCAUGUCAAACUCUUACCGAGGACCUGAGCAGGCUCCAAAAAAUCAAGGUGGACGCAAGCGGAAGCAGCCUGUUUCAUCCUCAGGCCCUGCCAAUAGUUCAGGUACUGCAAAUACUACUGGACCCUCACCAAGUUCAGCACCCUCAACCCCCUCUACCCACACACCUGGAGAUAUGCCUUCAUUGCAACAUAAUGGUAGUUCUUCCAAGCCUUUACUUGUGUUUCCGUCUGAUGGCACAAACCAGUUGCGGGGUGAUAACAAACAUGUCUUACAGGUUGACAUAGAUCGGUUUGUGGACGAUGGUGCCUUGGAUGAUAACGUGGAAUCAUUUUUAUCCCAAGAUGACUCAGAUCCAAGGGAUGCGAUAGGGCGAAGUAUGGAUGUUACCAAAGCAGGAUUUACAUUUGCUGAGAUUGCUUCUGCACGGGCCAGUACAAAUAAAGUUAUCUGUUGCCACUUCUCAUCAGAUGGAAAGCUAUUAGCUACAGGGGGGCAUGAUAAAAAGGCAUGCUUGUGGUACACUGAUACUUUAAAGUUGAAAUUGACAUUGGAGGAACAUUCUUUUUUGAUUACUGAUGUGCGGUUUAGCCCAAGCAUGCCACGGUUGGCUACAUCUUCAUUUGAUAAAACUGUUAGAGUUUGGGAUGCUGAAAAUCCAGGCUAUUCCCUUCGCACUUUUACGGGGCACCCUGCAGCUGUCAUGUCUCUAGAUUUUCACCCAAUCAAGGAAGAUUUUAUUUGCUCUUGUGAUAAGGACGGGGAAAUACGCUAUUGGAGCAUAAAUAAUGGCAGUUGUGCAGAAGUCUUUAAGACUGUGGAAGGUGGCACAACCCAAAUGAGAUUUCAACCUCAUAUGGGUAGAUAUCUUGCAGCUGCUUCUGAGAACACAGUAUCAAUCCUAGAUGUGGAGUCUCUGGCUAUUCGUCAGUCUUUGAAGGGACAUGCAAAAACUGUUGAUUCUGUGUGUUGGGAUCCAUCGGGCGAGUAUGUAGCAUCUGUUAGCGAGGACUCGGUCAAGGUUUGGUCGGUUGGAUCAGGUAGCGAAGGUGACUGUGUGCAUGAGUUGAGCUGCUAUGGGAACAAGUUCCACUCAUGCGUUUUCCACCCCAACUAUCCAUCUUUGUUGGUUAUUGGCGCUUAUCAGUCUAUUGAACUUUGGGACAUGACCGAGAACAAGACGAGGAGUAUUGCAGCUCAUGAAAGACUUAUUGCAUCCAUGGCAGUAUCUAACGUGACUGGUUUAAUAGCAUCUGCAAGUCAUGAUACGUUUGUCAAGCUCUGGAAAUGAAUCACUUGAAAGAAGAAGAAGAAGAAGAAGAAGAAGCCGCUAUAUAGUUUUGUCUAUAUACCUUUUGGAGAAGCGUCAUGUUCUAGUGGGUCUGAAAUGUUCUGCCUGUUUUUGUAGGACAAGCCUUCUGUCACCUUGGUUAUCACAUCUAUUAAACAUCACAAGUGCCAUCUCCUUGUUGGGUCAUAUGUGCUAACCAUGUUCUUCCUUUCUGUAUGCACAUUUAUUUGGCUUGUCUUUUAUUUGCAAACUAAAUUUCCUGUACAUAUAUAUUUCCUUGAAAGAAUCAAAUUGAGCAGCUCA
Messenger RNA from Dioscorea cayenensis subsp. rotundata (Guinea yam), 3210 nucleotides. RefSeq names its product transcriptional corepressor LEUNIG-like. The transcript has 19 exons. Lineage: Eukaryota; Viridiplantae; Streptophyta; Magnoliopsida; Dioscoreales; Dioscoreaceae. Gene Ontology annotation, cellular component: nucleus. Bases 232 to 2907 code for a protein of 891 amino acids. Gene Ontology annotation, molecular function: protein binding. The record is from RefSeq and is a predicted model, not a curated record.